Aureobasidium namibiae CBS 147.97 is the source of this 342-nucleotide messenger RNA. RefSeq lists its product as uncharacterized. The transcript has a single exon. The record is from RefSeq and is a predicted model, not a curated record. Gene Ontology annotation, molecular function: protein binding. The annotation marks the transcript as partial. Lineage: Eukaryota; Fungi; Ascomycota; Dothideomycetes; Dothideales; Saccotheciaceae.
AUGCACAAAGAGCUACUUUGCUUCUUCUCUCCAUACUAUUCCGCUGCCCUCAACGGCAAAUUUCUCGAGGCUCAGAAGCAUCAAUUCGAGGUUGAUCUAUCCGGCGAGCAACUCCAAAGCUUCGUGGAAUGGAUUUACACAGGCAAGUGUGCUCAACAGCAAGGUUGGGACUGCUACAUCUACCUAUACAUAUUUGCCGAUCAAGUGGACAUCAUCGCUCUACGCCGUGACGUUCUCAGGUGGCUCUCCAAGUCGGCUGAAACGUUGUCGGACUAUGCUGGUGUCAGAUUGAUGUUGAAGAAUGUUACGCAGCACUCAGGGCUUUAUAAGUGGAUGCUAGAU